AGUAAUCCUCACCGAUUGUUCUGUCGAUCAGUGAUAAAAGAAACGAGGAACGGACAUAAAGAUGCAACCCGUGAUGCAAACCGGGAAGAGCGCCAUGGCGGCCACAAAGGAGAAGGUGGGCAACGUCGCCGCCUCCGCCAAGGCUGGCAUGGAGAAGACCAAGGCCACAGUCGAGGAAAAGAUGGAGAAGAUGAAGACGCGCGAUCCUGCAGAGAAGGGGGCGGCGGAGCAGCGGAAGAAUGAGAGAAUCGAGGAGGCGGAGGCCGAGAAGCAAGCCGCCAAGGAGGAGAACGCGGCCGUCAGGGACCAGGUCCGCGCCUCUGCCGCCGGCAGCGUCGCGGGCUAUCCCAGUGGACAGACCGGGGUGGUGACCGGGCACCACCACUCCGGCGGUCACGGGAGCAGCACGGGUUCCGCUUUCUAAGCCUGGCCCGACCGGGCUCCGGUCCGGCCGCGCUUGAGCACAGAACCGAACAAAUUAAAGCUUCGGUCUUUUUAGGUGGGCUUUGUUCCCUGGCUCAUCAAGAAUGUGUUUGGUUUGGUUUGGUUGUUUCUCUUCAUCUCGGUCUUUGUGUGCGCAUGCGCGUGUUUUAGGAUAUGAUGAAUGGCUGCUGUUUUUAAAUAAGUCAUGGAUUAUAAAUUGUAUCUGCCAAUGGUUCUGUGAAGCAAUCGUAUUGGUGUUUUGUAAUUGAAAAAUAAGCAUAUUUGGUUCUACCAA
Messenger RNA from Elaeis guineensis (African oil palm), 718 nucleotides. RefSeq names its product protein LE25. Gene Ontology annotation, biological process: embryo development ending in seed dormancy. The record is from RefSeq and is a predicted model, not a curated record. Lineage: Eukaryota; Viridiplantae; Streptophyta; Magnoliopsida; Arecales; Arecaceae.